Messenger RNA from Cuscuta epithymum, 397 nucleotides. The record is from the annotation of a GenBank genome assembly. NCBI's taxonomy places the organism in Eukaryota, Viridiplantae, Streptophyta, Magnoliopsida, Solanales, Convolvulaceae.
AAAUAUUAUUUAGUUGAUAAAGGUUUUCCAGAAAGACAAGGGUAUCUCACACCUUACUUCAAGACAAGGUAUCAUCAAACAGAGUUUCGUGCUACAAAUCCAAGGGGAUCUCGAGAAGUGUUUAAUCGAGCGCAUUCAUCUCUAAGAAGUUGCAUUGAGAGGGCUUUCGGAGUUCUUAAGGCGCGGUGGAGAAUAUUACAAAAAAUGCCCAUAUAUUCAUUAUGUGACCAGAAUAAGAUAAUUUGUUCUUGUUUUGCACUGCAUAACUACAUUCGGAAGAGCACGAUUGGGGAUCCAGGUUUUAAUAUCAUUGACCGAGAUCCAGAUUUCAUACCAGAUGAUAUCUUUCGUGACGUUGAGUCUACUUCUGGACAAGGCGUUGAACAUAUGAGAGUCC